Messenger RNA from Benincasa hispida (wax gourd), 2319 nucleotides. RefSeq names its product endonuclease/exonuclease/phosphatase family protein. The record is from RefSeq and is a predicted model, not a curated record. Gene Ontology annotation, molecular function: DNA-(apurinic or apyrimidinic site) endonuclease activity; DNA binding; zinc ion binding. Gene Ontology annotation, cellular component: nucleus. Lineage: Eukaryota; Viridiplantae; Streptophyta; Magnoliopsida; Cucurbitales; Cucurbitaceae. Gene Ontology annotation, biological process: base-excision repair.
AUUAAUCAUAACGUUUUUAUAAUUAAAAAGAGAAAAAUGGACCCCAAGAAGGACAGAAUCCUCGCCGCGAGAACGUUACGCGCCACGACGCAAGCCGACGUUUCCUCCUACCAACGUCGUUUUUCCAUCUUCCGGUGGUCGGUUGUUCGCCGGCGCUGCAGCCGCAGACUGUUUGCCUAGCUUUUCAGGACAAAUCAUUAUCCAUCUCUGUUCAGAGAGAGGAAGAUAGUUUACAUUGAAAUGAAAAAGCAACGAAUUACAAGAUGAAGAUAGUUACUUACAACGUGAAUGGUCUUAGGCCACGCAUCGCACAGUUUGGUUCACUUCUUAAACUGCUCGAUUCCUUCGAUGCCGAUAUCAUUUGCAUUCAGGAAACGAAACUAAGAAGGCAGGAAUUGAGAGCGGAUUUAAUCAUUGCUGAUGGUUACGAAUCAUUUGUUUCUUGCACUCGUACCUCUGAGAAAGGUCGAACAGGCUACUCAGGGGUUGCUACGUUUUGCCGUGUUAAGUCAGCAUUUUCGAGUAAUGAAGUAGCAUUGCCAGUUCGGGCGGAGGAAGGCUUCACAGGUCUUCUAGAAAGCUCGCAGGAUGGAAAAGGCACGAUGGCUGUAGUUGCAGAAGGGAUUGAGGAAUUUUCGAAAGAGGAGCUCCUUAAAUUAGACAGUGAAGGGCGCUGUAUUGUCACAGAUCAUGGUCAUUUUGUUCUCUUCAACAUUUAUGGGCCUCGAGCUGAAAGUGAUGAUUCAGAAAGGGUUCUAUUCAAGUUAAAAUUUUUCAAUGUGCUACAGAAAAGAUGGGAGCAUCUUCUGCAUCUAGGAAAAAGGAUAUUUGUCGUUGGUGAUCUUAACAUUGCACCUACUUCAAUGGAUCGCUGUGAUGCAGGACCAGAUUUUGAGAAUAAUGAGUUUCGGAGAUGGCUGAGAUCUUUACUGGUGGCAUAUGGUGGCCAUUUCAUUGACAUUUUCAGAGCAAAACAUCCUGAUCGAAGAGAUGCAUAUACAUGCUGGCCUCAAAGUACAGGUGCCGAGGUAUUCAAUUAUGGGACGAGGAUCGACCAUAUAUUGUGUGCAGGACCAUGCCUACAUCAUGACAGCAACCUGCCAGGCCAUAAUAUUGUAGCUUGUCAUAUUAUGGAAUGUGACAUACUGUCACAGUACAAACGCUGGAAAGAUGGAAAUUCUUUUAGGUGGAAGGGAGAGCGGACUGUUAAACUAGAAGGUUCUGAUCAUGCACCGGUUUAUGCAAGUCUACUGGAAAUCCCUGAUACUCCUCAACAUAGUACUCCAUCUUUAUCUGCAAGAUACAAUCCCAAGAUUCACGGGCUUCAGCAAACUCUUGUGUCGAUGCUUCUGAAAAGACAAGCUGCUGAAGAUUCAGCACCGUGCAAAAUAUCAAAUUCAUUUUCACGUGGGAACAUCAUCUUAGGGAAUUGUUCUCAGGGACUUAAUGGAUCAUUUGAUAAUCGUGACCAAUCAGGCUUUCUUCCUAAUGAAUCUUGCUCAUCGACAAACCUAGAAGCAGAAGAUUCUCUAUUAAAAACAGAAGACUGUUCUGGUGGAAGUUAUGCCGAGGAGGCUGCAUGCAACACCUUAAUUACGCAUGAGUUUCUACAUACGAAAGCAUUACCUGAGAAUGAAACUAGGAAAAGAGUUAGAAGGUGUUCCCAGAUGUCAUUAAAGUCGUUCUUCCAGAAAAAUUCAGUUGUUAGCAACAAUAAUGACAGCUCUAAUGCAGAUUCUUCAAUUAACAAAGCAGAUACCUCCGAAUCUAAUCCUAUUGAAAUUCCUAGAUCAAAUACUCAAAUUAGUGAUUCAGGCCAACAUUUAGAACCAUGUGAGGGUCAGUCUCAGAUUAAUGCCUCUUCUGUAGAGAAAGAAAAGAGUGAUGUUGCCUUGUUGGAGUGGCGGAGGAUACAGCAGGUUAUGCAGAAUAGCAUACCUCUUUGCAAGGGCCAUAAGGAGACUUGUGUUGCUCGAGUAGUUAAGAAACAAGGUCCUAAUAAUGGGCGCAGAUUUUAUGUUUGUGCUCGUGCGGAGGGUCCCGCAUCUAAUCCUGAAGCAAAUUGUGGUUACUUUAAAUGGGCGGCUUCCAAAUCUCGGCAUAAAUGAGGAUGGUAAUUGCUGGUGUCAUAAUACAUAGUUGGCCAAAUUCAUUCCUUAUCUUCCGCUUUCCACCAGCAUUCAAUUCUGUGUCUCUGGAUGGGUGCUGACUCGCUGACCAUCAACUCUGUAAGAGUUAUUGCCUUUUCCCUCUCACUUUUAGCGCCUGUAUAUAUGAAAUCCAAUCAUUUAGCUAGUUGGAAUCAACUCCAUUUAGUAA